GCGAACCCCUGCGACCCAACUUCGACCCCUCCUGACCUGUUUCGUCGUCGUGCCGUUGUCGUUGUCCUGAGUCCUUUGGCUUCUGAUUCUUAGCUUCCAACAUCUCGCCCAUGAUGAAGCGGUCGCCAACCCCUGCGUUCCAGAAUCCACCUCCAGCAAAACAUCCAAAGCUCUCGUUCCUUUCUGAGGAUCAUCUCAAGGCUCUAACCGAAAGAAUGCUAGGCACAUAUUUUACCCUUCCUGCAGGAUCUCCGUUCACGAGAGAGGCUAUCGGAUUGCUUUGCUCGUUCUGGGGGUUCUUGUACAUGGCCCUUGGUGAUAUCAACCGCGAAUUUCAAGCGCAGCUAAAGGCGCCUGCUGACGUCGAUUGGGCGGGUUUACUCGAUGACCAGGACUCGGGCCUGUAUGAGAUACUCGACCGUUUGGCAAAGGAGUCCGCCCUGGAGCGAAACUGGGAACCGUUGUUGACGUUUCCCAAUCUCCGUAGCUCGCGGCCUACUCUUUUACCACCAGAUAUAGACCCAUCUGUUCCAGCAUUGGAGCAAGCACAUGCGACGGAGAAGUCUUGGUACAAUGGGUUUCAAGGGCGCGCCAUGAAGGCCUUGGAAGUCCAUGUGCAGCACUACCUCGCUGAAGAAAGUCAUGUGCACGAACGUUAUGCUCCCUUCACAUCUGUCAUCCAGUCGUCGGGGAUGGGUAAAUCUCGGCUCGUUGAUGAGUUUAGUAAGACGCACUUCGUCAUUCCAAUCAAUCUUCGUGAUACUUCGAACGGCUUCCCUCCAUGCGACAAGGCAGUAUAUGACUAUUUAAACGAAGUGAAGACAGAAAGCGACUCCUUUCAGCGCAUCUAUAGGUUUCUCGUCGCACUGUUUCGCCAUACGGAAGAUAUAGUCAAGGGCGAGGAAAUAAACCGUUAUGCGGAUGAAUCUAAGACGCUGGCACCUGCUUUUCGUGACUACAUGACAAAAGGGCAAUCCAUGUCAGGGCCAUCCAAUUUGCGAAAAACUUUCUAUCAAGAAGUAGUCGACGCAGCAACAAAAGACACUUCCACUUUCGGUGGUGAUAGCAAACAAUCGCCCAAACUUGGGAGUGAUCAGCUUUUCUACGCCUACCAAUGUCUACAAGACACAAUCUACAUGGACACAGGGAUCGUUGCAGAUGGAAACUGGCAACCUAUGGAAGAUCGUUUGACGAACAUGCCCAAAAUUUAUAUCAUGUGGGAUGAGGCCCACUGCUUGACUGAGCCUUUUGAUCCGCAGACUGGUCUUCAGUCCAAAUUCUCAGUCCUUCGACGGGUCCUUCGCAUGCUCCGAGGGAAAGCGCUAUUUUCAUUCUUUCUGUCUACCACAGGGAGAACCUCACAAUUUCUCUCUGCACGUCCCGUGGACCCAUCAGCACGGAUAUAUGAGGGGUCGCUGGCCUUGAUACCGCCAUUCACAGAUCUCGGCUUCGACCAUUUUAUGGCUGGUCACCACUUAGGAUCUGCAGAUGCAGAAACACUGACUGACGUCACAAAAUUCAAGUACAUUGUACGCAUGGGACGCCCUCUCUGGGGUGGACGCUAUGAACAUGGCAACGAGCAAGUGCGGGACAAUAUCAUCACAUUUGCUCAGAUGAAACUCGCUAAUGAGCUCCCAUCGCGACUGCGAGACACUGCGCUUAACACUGCACAGACUUUUGCUUGCCUUGCCCAACGGCUGGCUCUCGAUAUCACUUCCACCUCAUUUGUGGAUUCGGUUCAGGAGCAAGACCUAGUUCAGAACCACAUGCGCGUUUGUUUGAAAAUUGGGGCGGGCUUUGUGGAUCUCCUUACAACUUCUUCGUCGGAACCAAUCCUUGCAGAGGCCUCUUCGCUAACAACGCGUGACAACAAGCUCUUCAACAUGCCGUCGGCCUUGAAGAUGGUUCUUGAGGGGUUCUCCAUCAAUCAGGGUGACCGAGGAGAGCUCCUAGUAUUAGCUCUUUUCACCAUGGCGCGUGAUGCAGCUAUUCCUCCUUCGAAUACAUGGGCUACAGAACUACCAGUCAUUCCUGUCCUUAACCUUCUCUCAUAUCUCUUCAACGAUGUCAUCUUCGCCAGCAUCUCCAGCGCGCUUCCAUCUAGGAUCAUAAAAGAACACUCACCUCUCUGCUUCAAGAAUGCAUUUGCCAACGCAAAACUAUCCUUUAAUCAUGUCAUUAAACCUCACCAGUGGAAGGUGCUCAACCGCCAUCUCUUGCUUGGCUUCAUCGCUCGUGCUGCUGCAAUUCUAUGCGCGAACAAUCAGCCAGGGGUAGACAUAGUCUUUCCUUACCUCUACUAUGAUGACAAGCUGUGCGUAUGGAACGUGGGAUUUAUUUUGGUACAGGUCAAAAAUGAUCCAACCUAUACGAAUGCGCCAAAAGCGAACCUGUUUGAUUUGAUGGAUCCGUUUGCGCUUGGCUUGUUUGAAAAGGACCAGCCCACUGUCCCUAUUAUCAGAAUGGUGUUCGCAUUAGCAGCUCCGGAGGCAUCAGUCACCCAGGUGCACUAUGGGCAGGGUACAACGAAUACAGGUCCAGUUGACGACCGUUUCACAUCAUAUGACUUCUGGUGUGCUGGAAUAUCCCCCACCUGUCUCAAGCCUGUUGUGGAUACAGCGCAGUGUACUUGGAAUGCACUUCUUCAUGCUUCAUAUGGUUGGAAGAAGAUCUAUGACACCAAUUGGAAUGCGGAUGGACAAGCAUGUCGGCGGCAGCAGAACCCUCUUGCUGCUAUGCACGAAGAUCACAGGAACCAGUUCAUGGACUACAAGCCCAAGCAACCGGCCAAGGCCCAGGAACCCAAGCGGAAACAAAAAGGGGGGGAAAAAGGGAAAAAAAAAGAGAAGCAGGUUUCGAUGGAGCUCAAUAAGAUGGAUCCCGACGCGAAGGAAUAUCUCAAAAAGUUGUUGGUCAAGUUUCCCAAUGCCUGUUAGUUUUAAUGUUGUUGUAUCAAACGCAGACAAUGAAUAGAAUUUGUAAUUAGCUUUGGAGUAUGUCCAUUGUCGUGACUUGCCAUCGGGAUUAGUGUUCAAAUGUUCAAAUCCGGAUCUUG
This is a messenger RNA of Desarmillaria tabescens, 3055 nucleotides long. RefSeq lists its product as uncharacterized. The transcript is spliced from 7 exons. NCBI's taxonomy places the organism in Eukaryota, Fungi, Basidiomycota, Agaricomycetes, Agaricales, Physalacriaceae. The record is from RefSeq and is a predicted model, not a curated record. Bases 111 to 2936 code for a protein of 941 amino acids.